AUGGCUACAUCCACGAAAUUGUUGGAAUCAUUAGGUAACUUAGAGAAGGAUUCAUUCAUACCCCUACUCUCCAAUCUGAUCGGCGAAUCCCGACACGUUCAGAACAAUCCACCGGAACUCAUUCCCGAAGAAGACAAAGUAGUGAAGCACCUGUUAAACUCCCUCUUACCCUUCAGCACCACCACCGGCGGCGGUCCCUUAAUCCUCAACCAUGUCACCUAUUUCCCCGGCAGAGGUAACCUCAUCGUCGAGUACCCCGGAACCGUUCCCGGCAAGAUCCUCUCCUUUGUUGGCUGCCACAUGGAUGUUGUCACUGCAAACCCUAACAAUUGGGAUUUUGAUCCGUUUAGUUUGAGUAUCGAUGGUGAUAAACUUAGGGGUCGUGGAACUACGGAUUGUUUGGGACAUGUGGCUCUUGUUGCUGAACUCAUGAGGAAGCUUGGUGAAACUAAGCCGGAUUUGAAAUCGACUGUUGUUGCUGUUUUUAUAGCGAAUGAAGAGAGUUCUGCGAUUACUGGUGUUGGUAUUGAUGCACUUGUUCAAGACGGUCUUUUGAACAAGCUAAAGGAAGGUCCUUUGUUUUGGAUCGAUGUGGCUGAUAAGCAACCGUGUGUUGGAACUGGUGGUAUGAUACCUUGGAAACUGCAUGUCACUGGGAAACUUUUUCAUAGCGGAUUGGCUCACAAGGCUAUCAAUCCGCUGGAGCUAGCCAUGGAUGCGAUAAAGGAAAUCCAGCUGAAAUUUUACAAGGACUUCCCACCUCAUCCUCAGGAACAGGUUUAUGGGUUCGCAACCCCUUCGACCAUGAAACCAACUCAAUGGAGUUAUCCUGGAGGUGGAAUCAACCAAAUUCCAGGGGAAUGUAACAUUUCAGGAGAUGUCAGAUUAACUCCAUUCUACGAUGUGAAGAAUGUAAUGAAGAAGCUGCAAGAAUAUGUGGAUGACAUUAAUGAGAAUGUACAGAAGCUAGAAUCUCGGGGUCCAGUUUCAAAAUAUGUCCUACCAGAUGAAAACUUAAGGGGGAGCCUUACUCUAACUUUUGAUGAGGCUAAUUCUGGGGUCGCUUGUGAUCUCAAUUCGAAAGGUUUCCAUGUUUUAUGCAAAGCAACUGAGGAAGUAGUUGGAAAUGUAAAGCCUUUUUCAAUUACUGGGAGUUUGCCUCUCAUUCGGGAACUUCAGGAUGGAGGUUUUGAUGUUCAGUGUGUUGGCUAUGGUCUGAUGGCAACUUACCAUGCCCAGAAUGAGUAUUGUCAUUUUUCAGACAUGGCACAAGGAUACCAGGUGUUUGUGAGCAUCAUCGCUCAGUUGGAAAAUUGA
Messenger RNA from Vicia faba (fava bean), 1317 nucleotides. NCBI's taxonomy places the organism in Eukaryota, Viridiplantae, Streptophyta, Magnoliopsida, Fabales, Fabaceae. The record is from the annotation of a GenBank genome assembly.